ACUACAUCACACUCAACUCUUGCUCUAGUACUGAUUUUGCAGCAUGCCAAUUAAAAAGUGCCAACAUUUGAAACAAAGGAGUUUUGUAUAUUCAGACUUACUACUAUUGCACAUUCCUGAAGCUAAAAGCCAGUAGUCAAAAGAUAUCUUUGCUUCAUAAAAUUUCAACAAAGACAGAAAUAACAAGGACAAUACAUCUGUAGUUACCUUAGAAGCCAAAUAUCCCCAAUUUCGUCAGAAUUGCUCUUCUCAGCUUCUGAUAUUUCGCUCUUUGCUCACCCAAGCUUGUUCCGUGCCUUGGGGGGCAUCUUCCGUCACCACUGGCUUCUUGCUUGUCUCUCACGAGCACCCACCAUGGCUAUUUAUCGCCGUAGGAGACCUUCAAUUCUUGCCGUUCGAUUGUUCCUCAACAUUUCACUGUUGAUUGAUGACGACCUUGUUAAACUACCUUCGUCCUUGCUCGGUGCUGGACCAAUGGGGAAGAGGACGGGCGUCUCUCUUAGCUGGCUUCCGGACAAGCAUGGUAGAAUCGGCCAAGUAGCAGAGAAUGGAGCCUCCCUUCGUUUGAAGCCAUCGCCAAAUUGGGCCUUCCGCGUGGUUAAUUGAAGGAGUUGGAGAGAAUCCACAUGAACUUAGCCCUAAUCAGGGUUACAGGAGGAAAAAAGGAGGAAGAAGGACAAAACGCAUGACUUUUGUGCGUUUUGUUCAUUUUUAUUUGACAAAUUUUGCUUCCUAUCCUUUCUCUUGAAGAGUCUCGUAGUUUACCAUUGAAACAAUAAAACAGUUUAAUAAGG
This is a messenger RNA of Rubroshorea leprosula, 794 nucleotides long. NCBI's taxonomy places the organism in Eukaryota, Viridiplantae, Streptophyta, Magnoliopsida, Malvales, Dipterocarpaceae. The record is from the annotation of a GenBank genome assembly.